AUGGCGGAGCAAGACCGCAAUGGGCGGGCGGCGGCGGCAGAGUCGUCGGUGCCGUUGCUGGAGAAGAAGGCGGACGGCGUGCUGUACGUGGAGGGCUGCCCCGGGUGCGCGGUGGACCGGCGGAAGGCGGCCAACCCGGGCAUCCCCUACGGCACCUUCAUCUACGUCUGGACCGUCACCCUCUGCACCGCUUUACCAAUAUCGUCACUGUUCCCCUUCUUGUAUUUCAUGAUAAGAGACUUGCAUGUUGCAAAAAGAACAGAAGAUAUUGGGUUCUAUGCUGGGUUUGUAGGUGCUUCUUUUAUGUUUGGUAGAUGUUUGACUUCAACUCUUUGGGGAAUAGCAGCAGAUCGUAUUGGGAGGAAGCCUGUUGUUGUGUUUGGCAUUCUCUCUGUGGUGAUAUUUAAUACUUUGUUUGGGCUUAGCGUCACCUAUUGGAUGGCAAUAGCUACAAGGUUUCUCCUUGGCGCUUUAAAUGGCUUACUUGGACCAAUGAAGGCUUAUGCUAUUGAAGUUUGCCGACCUGAACAUGAACCUCUAGCACUAUCACUUGUCAGCACGGCAUGGGGAAUAGGUCUCAUCAUUGGUCCUGCUCUUGGAGGCUACCUUGCACUGCCUGCAGAGAAAUACCCAAAUAUAUUUUCACCUGACUCAUUAUUUGGAAGGUUCCCGUACUUCUUACCAUGCUUGUGCACAUCAGUCUUUGCUGCCAUUGUUCUGAUAAGCUGCAUAUGGAUGCCGGAGACGUUACACAAGCAUAAAGUCAGUGAUGAUGGAAAUCAAAGUGUUGAAGCUUUGGAGGCCCAUCUGAUUGAUCCAAAAGAGGAGGUUGGACAAAGUAAUAGUUCGAAUACCAAGAAGAGCUUAUUCAAGAAUUGGCCAUUGAUGUCAUCUAUAAUUGUUUAUUGCGUCUUCUCCUUCCACGAUAUGGCUUAUACAGAGGUGUUCUCUCUAUGGGCUGAAAGUGACAGGAAGUAUGGUGGACUGAGUUUAUCAUCUGAAGAUGUAGGUCAAACACUUGCAAUUACAGGUGCCAGUCUUCUUGUGUAUCAACUAUUUAUGUACCCAUCCAUCAUUAAAGUUCUUGGACCUAUCAAAUCUUCUCAGAUCGCAGCUGUUCUGUGCAUACCUAUUCUCUUUGCCUACCCCUAUAUGACGUACCUGUCAGGACCUGGAUUAUCGAUCGUACUGAAUAUUGCAUCAGUCAUAAAAAAUAAUCUUGGUGUUACCAUCAUCACAGGCACUUUCAUCCUUCAAAACAAUGCCGUGCCUCAGAACCAAAGAGGAGCAGCAAAUGGAUUAGCCAUGACUGGAAUGUCCUUUUUCAAGGCAGUUGCCCCUGCAGGUGCCGGCAUUGUGUUCUCGUGGGCGCAGAAACGCCAGCAUGCUUUCUUCUUUCCAGGUGAUCAGAUGGUGUUCUUUCUACUGAACAUCAUCGAGCUCCUUGGACUUGUCCUCACAUUCAGACCCUUCCUGGCCGUGCCAGAGCAGUAUGAAAGAAAUUAG
Messenger RNA from Triticum turgidum subsp. durum (durum wheat), 1506 nucleotides. The record is from the annotation of a GenBank genome assembly. Lineage: Eukaryota; Viridiplantae; Streptophyta; Magnoliopsida; Poales; Poaceae.